UCCGGCGCGAAUCGUCCUUUCCCGUCGUGGCGUCACGCCAAGUUCUAGAUGGAUGUCGCUGAUCCGCAUUAUUGUGUCAGCGAUUUACGUCGUCGCGCAGGUGUUCCUCGCUCGUCCAUCCCUUGUGGAAGGACGACAAGCGAGGAAUCUGUUACCGGGACAAUCAUCGGGUCAUCAUCACGGUACGCAGGAUGCAUCAUUAUCGGACAGUUACAAUAACAAUUCCGAAUUACCCCGAUUCGCCGAGGAAAUCCAAAACGUGACAGUAAGCGUGGGACGUGAUGCCUUACUGGCUUGCGUAGUGGAUAACCUACGACAUUAUAAGGUGGCAUGGGUGCGCGUCGACACGCAAACUAUACUGUCGAUUCAUCAGAACGUAAUUACCCAGAAUCCCCGAAUCACGUUAUCGUUCAAUGAUCAUCGUUCAUGGUAUCUUCAUAUAAAGGAAGUUCAAGAAGUUGAUCGCGGAUGGUACAUGUGCCAGGUGAAUACGGAUCCAAUGAAGAGUCGUCAAGGUUACGUACAAGUUGUAGUACCUCCGUCAAUUAUUACCAAAGAGACCAGCACUGACAUGGUGGUCCGCGAAGCUUCCAAUGUGACAUUGACGUGCAAAGCGACCGGAUAUCCGGAGCCUUACGUCAUGUGGCGACGGGAGGAUGGUCAGAACAUAAAUUAUAAUGGCGAGAGUGUGAAUGUCGUGGAUGGCGAAGUGCUGCAUAUCGUGAAGAUAAGCCGUCUUCACAUGGGAGCUUAUUUAUGCAUAGCUUCAAACGGCGUUCCGCCAUCGGUGAGCAAGCGCGUCUCGCUACGUGUGCAAUUUCCACCCAUGCUCUCUAUACCAAAUCAGUUGGAAGGAGCGUAUAUUGGACAAGACGUUACCCUCGAGUGUCAUACUGAAGCUUACCCGAACUCGAUAAAUUAUUGGACAACCGAACGCGGCGACAUGAUAGUCUCUGGCAAUUCUGUUUCAGGCGACAAGUACGAUGCGGUAGCCACCGACAGUGGUUACAACAGGUACAUGAUACUGAAGAUAAGGAACGUCGGUCCGAAAGAUUUUGGUUCGUAUAAAUGCAUCGCACAAAAUUCUCUUGGCGGAACGGAUGGUGUCAUCAAAUUAGAUGAAAUCCCAGCUCCGUCGACAACAACUACAACACAGCAGCCAUACGAUGCAACGUCAGCUCACAAGAAUGGUAGAAACAGUAACAAGAAAUCACGACAAAAUCAACGACCUUUCGACUACGAGGUCGAGGAAUGGCGAAAUCCAGACUACGAUAGGGAUUUCGGCCCAGCAUCGAUGAGGCCACCGGGUGAGCUGCCGGACGUCCAGAGCUCGGGUAUGUCCCAUCGUGUGCCGCUCAUCCUUCUCAUUUCGAGCCUUCUGUCAUUGCUGGUAUCGGCCAUCCGAAGGUGAUUCUUACGUCGCAGGAACGGGGCUUCCAGUUCUAGUGUUUAUUGGUCGGCAUCCGGGCCGGCGACAGCUGGUGCGCGCGUGGUUCCGGUGUGCCAUCAGGCAAAUGACGGACGAAUACUAACCGCGUCGCGCUUGAAAUUAUUUUCGUACUAAAAGUAAACUUAUACAAAGAGAAAAAA
Messenger RNA from Trachymyrmex septentrionalis, 1590 nucleotides. It is a transcript of the gene DIP-kappa, whose product is annotated as neurotrimin. The record is from RefSeq and is a predicted model, not a curated record. Lineage: Eukaryota; Metazoa; Arthropoda; Insecta; Hymenoptera; Formicidae. The transcript has 11 exons. Gene Ontology annotation, cellular component: neuron projection. The coding region runs from base 53 to 1411 and encodes 452 amino acids.